CUUUAUAACAGACGGACCCAUCUAAACAAUAUCACCUGAUCAAAUGAUUUCCCUUCUCUGUGUUUUUAACAUUAUUUCAACACGUUUAUUCUAUUUUAUCGCAUCGAUUUAAUAGGUUAUUGUUGCUCUUUUUAUUUUUUUUAUCGCUCUUUGACGAUCGAUCUCUGCAAACUUAGAACAUGACAUCUAAACCUACUUGUCUGAUUGUGGCCAGUGCUGCACCUGCAGGAGUAUCAGCUCGAUCAUUUCAACAGUGUUUUACUAUGUGCAGUUCAGUGUUUAAUCUGCAGACAGCCACACCUGGAGGGAAGCCCAUUGACUUUGUCGGUGUGGAUGACAGCACAGCCCGAUGGGUGCAAGAGUUCAGCAUCAAACCUUAUGCCAAUCCGGCUAAACUGGAGUCUAUCGAUGGUGCCCGUUACCAGACGCUGUUGAUUCCAGACUGUCCGGGGGCCCUGAAUGACCUCGCGCACAGCGGCUCCCUCGCACGAAUCCUGUCGCACUUCACAUCACACCAAAAGCCCAUGUGCGCUGUGGGACAGGGUGUAGCUGCUCUCUGCUGCGCCACAGAGGAACAGAAGUGGAUAUUUAAAGGCUACAGCAUGACUGGCCCGUCUGUAUUUGAGCUUGUACGUUCUCCAGACUUCGCAAACCUGCCACUCAUUGUGGAGGACUUCAUUAAAGACAGCGGUGGAUCUUACACCGCGAGCGUUGUGGAUGCUGUUCAUGUGGUCCUGGAUCGACAUCUGGUGACGGGGCAGAACUUUCAGUCCACAUGUGCAGCGGUCAACAAUCUGGUCCUGCUGUGUAACGCCAGAUAAACGUGUUCAGAUUCAACAAAAGAUCCCGUCACUGAAUGUGAACCUGAAGUAUUAUCAUGUGUAUUACACUAUUGAAAGGAAAUCAAUCACGUCGUCGAGUCUUCUCCACUUCAAAUGUUAUGACAUACCAGAGUUUAAAUGAGAAAUAUAUAUGACUUUUUAUAUGAUCAUUUAAACGUUUGUUUAAUUUGUAAAAUGUGAACAUUGAAUUUCAGUGUGAGGAGGAGGUGCAAAACGAAAACCUUUUCAAGAAUAAACUCUGUAAAUAGAUAUAAUACAAAUGGAUAUGUUAAUGUUUAAAGUAAUUUCAAUAUUUUGCUGCAGAAUAGCAGUUUAACAAAGCAUGUUUUAAAUUGUUUUAAAUAUGUUAAUAUCUUUUAUAACCAAAAUGUUCUGUGCGUCUAUACAGUAUGUGACUGUAGUACAAUGAACACAAUACAGCAGGAAAAACAAACGAAAUUUGGACCAGUGCAUCACAAUUGUAUUCCUCAAUAAAAAACGCUUCAAACUG
This is a messenger RNA of Triplophysa rosa, 1332 nucleotides long. RefSeq names its product glutamine amidotransferase class 1 domain containing 1 (gene gatd1). Lineage: Eukaryota; Metazoa; Chordata; Actinopteri; Cypriniformes; Nemacheilidae. The transcript has 7 exons. The record is from RefSeq and is a predicted model, not a curated record. Bases 180 to 821 code for a protein of 213 amino acids.